Triplophysa rosa is the source of this 4197-nucleotide messenger RNA. It is a transcript of the gene drp2, whose product is annotated as dystrophin related protein 2. NCBI's taxonomy places the organism in Eukaryota, Metazoa, Chordata, Actinopteri, Cypriniformes, Nemacheilidae. The record is from RefSeq and is a predicted model, not a curated record. Gene Ontology annotation, cellular component: plasma membrane. Gene Ontology annotation, molecular function: protein binding; zinc ion binding. Gene Ontology annotation, biological process: synaptic signaling. The transcript is spliced from 23 exons. Bases 415 to 3336 code for a protein of 973 amino acids.
UCCAAAGUACACUGUAAGCACAUCCCAUGUAACUUGGUUUAAAUGCCCUCUUGAAAAUGUCAGCAUCCAGGCAAUAUAAGAGCAAACCUAUGUACGGCUUUACAUUUUACGACCUGUCUCGUGAAUGUGAGCGCCAUCAACUCUGCGUGACAAAUCUUUGCGUUCCAAACGUACCCCUGCUGUCCGGAUAUGCCUCACAUCGACGUACAGCAUCUCAUUCGAGCCGGUCUAUUUUCAACCCGAUCGCGUCACGAUGCCGUCCAGCAAACUUCAUCUGGAGUGAAUGAAGAAUUCUCGCACGCCUCCGGGAUUACAACUGAUGCUGUCGCGAAUUAAAGCGGGAGCGGGACGUAAAACGAUGAAUCGUUCAAGCGCAAAACUACACAAACGCACGCGACACACCUUUCUCGGCUGAUGUCCUGGUUAAUUUAUGAGAUAUUUUCUGUUCGUCACCGGCUGCCUGUUCAUCACUUCGCUCUCAUCCCGUCGCUUGCUAUUCGGCUGAGCGUUCGCGUUAAAUGGAAAUCUGAAGUACUUCACUUUCACGGUUUCUCGCGUUUGACAGAAAAAGCUGCAGGGCGGCCCUCGUGGCCGGGAUGCCACUGUGUACCCUGCCAGUCGGUGGUGGAUGCUGAGGGGCAAGAGCUGCCCACCCAGUGCAGGGGGCAGAAGAAAAACCACCCCGACCACGACAUGAAUCUCUGUUGGAACGAGAUCAAGCGCAAAUCCCACAACAUCAGGGUACGGCUGGAGGCCUUUUCUGACAACAGCGGGAAGCUCCAGCUGUCACUGCAGGAGAUCAUCGAAUGGCUGACAACUAAAGAUGAGGAGCUGUCCGAGCAGCUGCCCAUAGGGGGCGACGUCGGGGCAGUGCAACACCAGCGAGAGUUCCACCAGGCUUUCAUGGAAGAUGUCAAAUCCAGAGGGCCAUACAUCUACUCAGUGUUGGAGUCUGCGCAGACCUUUCUGGCACAGCACCCUUUCCAAGAGCCAGAGGAAACACUGCCUGAUGGCAAAGAGCUUUCCCCUCGCCGGCGAAUCCUCAACGUCAGUCGCUCCGUGUGGAAGCAGGCCAACGUGGCCAGUGACCUGUGGGAGAAACUGACAGCGCGUUGUGUGGACCGACACCGGCACAUGGAGCGAACCCUGGAGAGGCUGCUGCAGAUCCAGGCUGCCAUGGAAGAGCUGGCAGCGGCACUGGAGCAGGCAGAGGGUGUGAGAGAUGCUUGGGAGCCUGUGGGUGACCUGUUCAUUGAUUCGCUGCAGGACCAUAUAGAUGCCACCAAGCUAUUUAAGGAUGAGCUCACCCAGGUGAAGGAAGGAAUGAAACAUAUAAAUGACCUAGCUCACCAGUUGGCCAUAUCAGACGUGCACUUGUCCAUGGAGAAUGCCAGAGUCCUGGAGCACCUCAACAACAGAUGGAAACUUCUUCAGGGCUCUAUUGAAGAACGUCUAAAGCAAUUGCAAGAUGCCCACAGAGAUUUUGGCCCCGGAUCACAGCAUUUUCUUUCCAGCUCCGUGCAGAUACCUUGGGAACGUGCCAUAUCCCCAAACAAAGUGCCAUACUACAUCAACCAUCAUGCUCAGACAACCUGCUGGGACCAUCCAAAGAUGACUGAAUUAUACCAAGCUUUGGCCGACCUGAACAACAUCAAGUUCUCGGCAUAUCGGACGGCUAUGAAGCUGCGGCAUGUGCAGAAGGCUUUAAGAUGUACGUACAGAGAAGCACAUCUUGCUGAAAGUCACGCCGUGGACCUGCUGAAGCUGAGCAGCGUGGUGGACAUGUUCAGAGAACAGGAUCUUCUGCAGAGCGAACACGUGAUGGAUGUGGUGGAGGUCAUCCACGCUCUCACCUCCCUGUACGAGAGACUGGAGGAGGAAAGGUCCGUACUGAUCAACAUCCCCCUUUGCGUCGACAUGUGCCUCAACUGGCUGCUGAACGUUUACGACAGUGGGCGGAAUGGUAAGAUGCGGGUGCUCUCCUUCAAGACAGGUCUGGUGAUUCUAUGCAACGCUGACAUCCAGGAGAAAUAUAAAUAUCUUUUCCGACAGGUGUGCAAUCCGGGCGGACUGACAGAUCAGAAACAUCUCAGUCUGCUGCUGCACGAGGCCAUUCAGAUCCCUCGGCAGCUCGGGGAGGUGGCAGCGUUCGGAGGGAGCAACGUGGAGCCCAGUGUCCGUAGCUGCUUUCGAAUGGCUCCGGGUAAAUCUUCCAUUGAGGUGUCUCACUUCCUAGAGUGGAUGAGUCUGGAGCCCCAGUCAGUAGUUUGGCUUCCUGUUCUCCACCGAGUGACCGUAGCUGAGACAGCCAAGCACCAGGCACGUUGCCACAUCUGUAAGCAGUGCCCUAUCAAGGGCUUCAGAUACCGAAGUUUGAAGCAGUUCAAUGUAGACAUCUGCCAGACGUGUUUUCUCACCGGCCGCACAAGCAAGGGCAAGAAACUACACUACCCCAUCAUGGAGUACUACACACCGACCACCUCAGGCGAGAAGAUGCGGGACUUCGCUAAGACGCUAAAGAACAAGUUCCGCUCAAAGCAGUAUUUUAGUAAACAUCCUCAGAGGGGUUACCUGCCCGUCCAAUCCAUACUAGAGGUGGAAAGCUCUGAGACGCCCUGUUCAUCUCCCAGGCUGCCUCACGCGGACACACACAGCCGAAUCGAGCACUUUGCCAGCAGAUUGGCAGAAAUGGAGAACCAGAACUGUUCUUUUUUCACCGAUAGCCUCUCUCCCGAUGAAAGUUUGGAUGAAGAUCAGUACCUCCUACGUCACUCCAGCCCCGCCCUCGAGCAGGACUCCCCCCACGGCCACCUGCUUGUCCACCUGGACUGCCAGGACAGAGAGGAGCUGCAGCGCACACUCCAUCGUUUGGAGAACGAGAACAGCGUGCUGCAGAGCGAGUACCGGCGGUUGAAAUGGAAGCACGAGGAAGCAGCAGCGUCCCCCCAGCUACUGGAGUCAGGUCCGGGGUCACCGGCCGGUCAGCAGGACGAGGAACUCCUAGCCGAGGCACGAGUCCUCCGACAGCACAAGACCCGUCUGGAGACGCGCAUGCAGAUUCUGGAGGAUCACAACAAGCAACUAGAGUCACAGCUACACAGACUCAGAGAAUUACUGCUGCAGCCCAAAGAUGACUCGGAGGCCAAUGGCUCAGAUCCAUCCUCUCUGUCCUCUCCGGUGUCAGGGGGUGGCCACCAGGGGGAGCCGGCAAGUAGGGAGACGACAGACACUGAAGCUGCAGGUGAAGAUUUUGAUCAUGAGCAUGACACUGUGCUGCAGCUGCAGCAGGUAAUCGAGCAGCUGAGGAACGUCUUCCCAUCUGAACCAGGUCCAUGAAGAGUCUGAAUCAAAACUCAGAGGCUUGAUAUUGUGCAGGUGCCAUAAUGCUCGUCUGAUGGUGGGCAGGGUUGUGAGGAUGCACAGCUAGAGAGACAAAUAGGCUGAGAAAUGUGUAGGAAGACACACCGUUCUCACUCUGCGGCCACUUGUCGAUCCCAAAGAGCUGUGGGAUACCUGAGUGCUAACUAAACAAACUAACGAUGUUUACAUGGUGCCAGAGGCCCGCACUGAUCCGGACACUGUGCUAGGCCGUGUAGUAAUGCAAGAUGUGUGGCUUCAUCCGUACAGCACAAGAACCACAAACAAGACUUACACCAUAUGUGGGGGGGGGGCACUCCUCCCCUUAAGUACCUCUGUGCCAGCAACUUCUGUGUUGUAAUUUUUUAUUUUUCAUUUUAAAAUGGAAUGUCUUCGGACUCAUGCACAUAUAAACACACACACACAAACCCUGUGGUAAAUCAUGCUUAGCAAUGCUCGGCCCUUGCUCUGUGAAGCAGAAAAAAAGCUGAUUCCUGGGACUCGCCGGAACACCCGGCAAGCUUAUUUACACUGUAGAAAUGACACAUCUUCAACAGAGGCUAUCAUUUAUUGAAGAUGCCAAAGUGCCCGUGAGCACUGUGCUCCUACCCUGUUCUGCUCUCCUCUGGGCAUCUUUCUUUCUCUCUCUCUUUCACACAUGUAUUCCUCUGUCACAUACACAGAUACACUCCUACACUGAUGAAAUUAUUUUCUUAAUCUGUCAUUUUUAUGUUGUUUGAAUAUAAGUAAACGUAAUAUAAGAUAUACAUUUACUUGUGAAGCAUAAUUGAAUAAAAUAGGUAUUUUUAAUCGGAAUUUGCUUUUAUUCUCAUCUGAUAA